Molecule: messenger RNA, 1914 nt
Organism: Penicillium olsonii
Lineage: Eukaryota; Fungi; Ascomycota; Eurotiomycetes; Eurotiales; Aspergillaceae
Source: the annotation of a GenBank genome assembly
AUGGCACCCUACGUCCAAGACACCACUGGCACCGAUGUCGUAUCCCAGGCUCACCUCCAGUCGAAGAGCGUAGCUCUGAAGCACGACUCCGUUGCGAAGCCUGUUGCAGACGACUUCAUGUACGACUUCAAAUAUAAUCAUAGUCUGCCCACCACCGACGUCUUGGGUAUUGACAUCCCCGCCGAUUGCGACGCAAAAAAAGAGGCUGAGGGGAUUUUGGCUCAUCUCUCCAAGGCCACAUCUAGCGAGGAUGCUCAAGGCUUCGCCGACCUGUUCCUCGAUUAUGGUGUUUGGCGCGACAAGCUAUCGUUUACCUGGGAUUUCCGCACCUUCAACUUCAGGGACGCUAUCUUGAAAGCCGCCACGGACCUUUUGUCUCAGACCAAGGCUAGGAACUUCGAGUUCCUUGCACCUGCGCCUUCGAUCUCUCGUCCUUAUCCCGACUUUUCACAGCUGCAGUUCGUUGUUUCUUUUGAGACUGAACUAGUGACUGCUUCUGCGGUUAUCAAUGCAGUUCUCACUCAGGAUGGUUGGAAGAUCUAUACCAUGCACACUGUCGCCGAGAGCCUGAAGCAGUUCCCAGAGCAGGCCGCUCCGGAUGGACAUAUGACUGGUAUCACUAGCUGGGAAAGCCAGAGAGCUGAAGCUAUCAAUACUGUCGAUCCCGAGGUGUUGAUAAUUGGCGGUGGUCAAAAUGGUCUCGCCAUGGCAGCGCGCUUGAAAGUCCUCGGCAUGGACAACCUGAUCAUCGAGCGAAGCGACGAAGUCGGAGACAUCUGGAAGAAGCGCUACGAAUAUCUUUCCCUCCACUUCCCACACUGGCCCGACGCCCUGCCAUACUUCAAAUACCCCCAGCAUUGGCCCACCUACACCCCAGCCCAGAAGCAGGGUCUAUACAUGAAGUGGUACGCGUCCGCACUAGAGUUAAAUGUCUGGACCAAAUCAGAAGUCGUCAAGGCCAAUCAAGACCCCCAAGGUCGGUGGACAGUCAUCAUCAACAAGGGAGGCGAGACCCGCACCCUGCACCCCAAGCAACUCAUAAUGGCCACUUCGCUAUGUGGCGUUCCCUCCACCCCAGCCGUGCCUGGUAUGGCCGAUUUCCGAGGUGUGAUUCGGCAUUCCAGCGCCCACAAGACCUCCCGUGACUUUAUCGGAAAGAAGGUCUGUGUGGUCGGUACUUCAUCCUCGGGCUUUGACACGGCCUACGAGUGCGCCCGUCUAGGGAUUGACGUGACUCUCCUCCAACGGUCGCCGACAUACGUGAUGUCUUUGACACACUCGGUUCCGCGUAUGCUGGGGGGCUAUGCGCCUGAUGAGAAUGGCAAACUUCCUGAUACUGAUGUGCAGGAUCGUCUUAAUUUUUCGAUGCCGGUUGGUCCGGGCGAGGAGCUUGCUAAGCGUACUGCGAAAGAUCUCGAGAAUCUCGAUGCCCCCUUGCUUGAAGCUCUUAAUGCGCGGGGACUGCGAACGUGGCGCGGUCAGCGUGACACUGGGAAUUCCACGCUUGGACAGACUCGGAAUGGCGGGUUCUAUUUCGAUGCCGGGGCUUGCGAGGAAAUUAUCAAUGGGAAUAUCAAGGUGGAGCCUGGAUUUAUUGAGAAGUUCACUGAGGAUAAGGUGGUUCUGAAUGGCAAUCGCGAGAAGGAGUUUGAUCUAGUCAUCUUUGCUACUGGAUUCUCCAACACCAUCGAUUCCAUUCGGGCCACUCUUGGUGAAAAGAUCGCCAGUCAAUGCGGACCCAUUUGGGGAAUCGAUGAAGAAGGCGAAUACAAAACGGCGUACCGAGAGACGGGAGUUCCUAACAUGUGGAUCAUGGUUGGUUUCCUUCCGAUGACUCGAUAUGCUUCAAAACUGCUGGCAUUGCGGCUGAAGGCUCUCAAGGAGGGUGUUUCACCAUCUCCUUACAAAGUUUAG